Molecule: messenger RNA, 1866 nt
Organism: Carcharodon carcharias (great white shark)
Lineage: Eukaryota; Metazoa; Chordata; Chondrichthyes; Lamniformes; Lamnidae
Product: tissue alpha-L-fucosidase-like
Exons: 8
Coding region: 22-1386 (454 amino acids)
Biological process (GO): fucose metabolic process; glycoside catabolic process
Cellular component (GO): lysosome
Molecular function (GO): alpha-L-fucosidase activity
Source: RefSeq, a predicted model, not a curated record
CAGUGGGGCUGGUUGCUGAUCAUGGGGUGGAAGAGUUUUGUCAAUUGUAUUUGUAUUACUGGCAUUUUAUGGCCAGGUGUUGCUCCCGAUCGCCGCUACCAGCCGGACUGGAAGAGUCUGGACAGCAGACCCUUGCCCUCCUGGUACGACGAGAGUAAAUUUGGAAUUUUCAUUCACUGGGGUGUCUUUUCCGUGCCCAGUUUCGGGAGCGAGUGGUUCUGGUGGAACUGGAAAGCUGUGCAGCAACUGGAAUAUGUAGACUUUAUGAAAAAGAACUACCCAGCGGGGUUCACGUACCCCGAGUUCGCCGCAGAGUUUACCGCGGAAUUCUUCGAUCCGGAUCAGUGGGCAGAGGUGAUUCAGAAAUCCGGAGCCAGGUAUGUGGUUCUGACAACCAAACACCAUGAAGGAUUCACAAACUGGGGAUCACCUGUGUCCUGGAACUGGAACUCAAUUGAUACAGGUCCACAUCGAGAUUUGGUGGGUGACCUUGCAGCUGCAGUUCGAAAAAGGAAUUUGUAUUAUGGAGUGUAUCAUUCUCUCCUUGACUGGUUUCAUCCAUUCUACUUGUAUGAUAAAAAGAACCAUUUCAAGACCCAGAAAUUUGUUGUGGAAAAAUCGUUACCAGAGCUGUACGAAUUGGUCAUGAGGUACAAACCGGAUGUAAUCUGGUCAGAUGGAGACUGGGAAGCACCAGGUUCCUACUGGAAUGCCACUGAAUUUCUGGCCUGGCUUUACAAUGAUAGCCCCGUCAAGGAUACUGUGGUAAUCAAUGACCGCUGGGGAUCCGACUGUCGUUGUAAACAUGGCGGUUUCUUCAACUGUGCGGACAAAUACACCCCGAGCACGUUGCCAAACCACAAAUGGGAGAAGUGCACCUCGGUUGACAAAAGGUCAUGGGGAUAUCGUAGAAACAUGCAUUUGAAUGAAUUGAUGGAUUUGCCAUCCAUCAUCACUAAUUUGCUGAACACAGUGUCUUAUGGAGGCAACUUGCUGCUUAAUAUUGGUCCGACAAAAGAAGGGACUAUCCCUGUCAUUUUCCAAGAAAGGCUGGAAGCUAUGGGACAAUGGCUAAAUGUUAAUGGUGAAGCAAUAUAUGCAUCAAGACCAUGGCGAGUUCAGAAGGAGAACUCUACGAACGUAUGGUACACUAGUAAGGGAUCCUCAGUUUAUGCCGUGUUCACAAAGUGGCCCACUGAUAAUGUCCUGAAACUGGAAUCUCCAAAGAGCUCAUCGAGCACCAAAGUGACAAUACUGGGAAUCCCCGAGCCUCUGAAAUGGAAGAGUUCUCCUGGGCAGGGUAUCCUUGUCUUCCUGUCCUCUAUUUCUCUGUUUACUCUCCCAUCGGAAAAUGGUUGGACAGUGAAGCUCGAAGGAGUUUCAUAAUCAGGAGAAGCAGCUCGGUCCUUUGAAGUAGCUUUUGGCUUGAAAAUGAUUUUUAGCGACUUUGCACCUAUUUGACAAAGCAAUUGCUUUAAAAUUUGUAAUAUAAAUUAGUAUGACUCAAUUUUUUUGUAUUAUAGAUCAGAGUGAUUUUUAUUUUUUGAUAACUUAAUCAGAAAUUCGAUUUGGCAGUGCCACAUGGAUGGAUAAAAAUGAUGGUGAUAGGGUCAUUGUGCCGAUCACAGCUUAUGUCACCCAUUGCAAGGCUUAGUGGUGGAAUUUGACUGUGUUUUGGGGGUACCUUUUGGCUUUCCGGAGCUCCUUUUAUCAAUCUCACUAAUUCCUUUAUUAAGUGAUGCAGUCAUGUAGAAACAUUAUUUUCUGCUUUUGUGUUGAUUUUUAAAAAGAUUUCCUUCCUUACAUGGAUAAGGUAGCACAAAUACCAAAGGCCUUAUGUUAUUAAAACUUUUAACUUAGAAUCUA